Messenger RNA from Strongylus vulgaris, 210 nucleotides. The record is from the annotation of a GenBank genome assembly. Lineage: Eukaryota; Metazoa; Nematoda; Chromadorea; Rhabditida; Strongylidae.
AUGUUCACUGGAGGCGGUGGAAGUUCUGAAACUGCUCCAGCUCAAGCUGCCCCUGUUCCAGCUGGAGCUCCUCAAGGACAAGCUUACGCGAACCCAUGUGAAUUCGAAUGGAAACAAUUCAUUGAGUGCACUCAAGCUCAGUCGGACGUGUCACUAUGCAAUGGAUUUAACGAGGCUUUCAAACAGUGCAAGGCACGUUAUGUUAGCUAG